AUUUAAUGUCAAAGACACAAACAAACAGAGAAUUCCUAAAACAAUAGAAACUAUAUAUAUAUAUAUGUGAAACAACCAUCACUAUUAAAUAUCUAAUUAAUUCUGCUAAUUAAAACCUAAGCAAGCUAGAAGCCACCUGAGCAACGAUUCCGUAGACCUAAAGUUACGGCAGUGCAGAAGAACCAGAACCAGAAGAAGAAGUACAGCCGUUGCCGCCGGAGCUCAGCUGGAGCCGGAGUCUGCGCUGAACAUCAUCUUGAUGAUCAUUUUCUGGCCUUUCUGGCAGUGGCCAGCCGCUAGCUCCACUGAUGAAGUAGAAGGGCCCUUGCCGGUCGAGUUUGACGAUGGUGUCGCCGGUGUUGGAGAAGAAGAGGGGACGCAUGGAGUUGCAUUUCAUGUACUCCUCCUCACUCACCUCCAUCGCCUGAGUCCUUCCUGUACCUAAAAUCUGAUGUAUUUAUCAAAACCAUGCAAUACAUAUAUCAAAUAACCACUCGAAAUAAAAAAUCUAUGUUUUCACUGUUUUUUUUUCUUUUUAACAUGAUUUUCGUGUUUAAGAAAAAAGGAAAGCCCAUAGAUUUCUUCCACAAAUUUUGUUUGUUGGGGAGUAAGACCAGGUCAAUAGAGAUAACCGUUAACAUGGUUGUUCCCCACUACCUCCAUGACCAUCACUGCAGCCAUAACUGCCUUGACGCCAUGUUUAUAUGAAUUAGAAGUAAUAUAUGAUAAUUGAAUUAUCGUCUUGGGUGAUGGCUUGGAAGACACGAUUUUAAAGUAAAAAAAAGAAAAGAAAAAUAAAUAAAGAAACACAGAGAUUUCUUCCACGAAUUUUGUUUGUUGGUGGGUAAGACCAGGUCACAAGAGAUAACCGUUAAUGUAGUUGUCCUCCCACUACCUCCAUGACCAUCACUGCAGCCAUAACUGCCCUAAUAGCAGCCAGCAGUUGCUCCAUUAUUCGCUUAUAAACUGAACCCCAACCCACCAAAUUCAUUCACAUUAUUAACCAAAGACCGCAAGAAUCUCCAUUCAUUAAUGGCUUCUCUCUCCGCCGCCCCCAUGCUGCUCUUUCUCCUCCUCCUCGCCCUCACCUCUAAUUCCUCCGCCGCCGCCGCUUCCUUCCACUUCCAAGUCGGCGGCACCCGAGGCUGGGCCGUCCCACCGCCCAACGACACCCGAAUAUACAACGACUGGGCCUCCGACAACAGGUUCCGUGUCGGCGACACCAUCCAUUUUAGAUACAGGAAGGACUCGGUGAUGGAAGUGAGUGAGGAGGAGUACAAGAAAUGCAACUCCACGCGCCCCAUCUUGUUCUCCAACACCGGCGACACCGUCGUCAAACUUGACCGGCAAGGGCCCUUCUACUUCAUCAGUGGGGCGGCUGGCCACUGCCAAAAAGGCCAGAAAAUGAUCGUCAAGGUGAUGUCCAGCCCUGACUCCGGCUCCAGCUCCAGCUCCGGCGGCAGCGGCAGCACUUCUACUUCCGAGUCUGGUUAUUCUGCACUACCGCAACUUUUGGCCUAUGGAGUCGUUGCUCAGUUGGCUUUCUCACGCCUCUUCUAG
Molecule: messenger RNA, 1560 nt
Organism: Diospyros lotus (date-plum)
Lineage: Eukaryota; Viridiplantae; Streptophyta; Magnoliopsida; Ericales; Ebenaceae
Product: mavicyanin-like
Exons: 2
Coding region: 1033-1560 (175 amino acids)
Cellular component (GO): plasma membrane
Molecular function (GO): electron transfer activity
Source: RefSeq, a predicted model, not a curated record